Messenger RNA from Bombina bombina (fire-bellied toad), 5024 nucleotides. It is a transcript of the gene MRC1, whose product is annotated as mannose receptor C-type 1. Bases 162 to 4523 code for a protein of 1453 amino acids. The record is from RefSeq and is a predicted model, not a curated record. NCBI's taxonomy places the organism in Eukaryota, Metazoa, Chordata, Amphibia, Anura, Bombinatoridae. Gene Ontology annotation, molecular function: signaling receptor activity. The transcript has 30 exons.
GAUAUUUUCUUAUCAUUUAGAGCACAGAACUUUCCCUGGAUGUCACAGCCUUUCAGGAGUGAAGAAUAGGUUUGGUAUUGAGUGGCAUAACCGGGUCCCCUCCAUCAGGAGUACACAUCUUUGUCCCCGGUGAAAGUAGGAAAAAUAAUGAAAUAUUUACAAUGACGGCCAUUGUUAUUUUUGUGCUCCUUUAUGUUAUUCGCCCUUCACUUCAACUGGAUACAAGAGUAUUUCAAAUAUACAAUGACGACCAUAAACGAUGUCUUCAAGCCCAAAAUUCUGGCACUAUUAUGACAGCUAUAUGCAAAGACAAUAUUGACUCUCAAAAAUUCAGAUGGAUUUCUGAAUACCAGCUGAUAAAUGUGGCUGUAAAGCAGUGUUUGGGGGCGUCUUCUAAGAAAGACAUGGCAAUUGUCACUUUAUUUCCAUGUGACGGAGCAAGUGAACUUCAGAAAUGGGAAUGUAAAAAUGAAACUCUUUUUGCAAUCCAAGGAGAAAGUCUUUAUUUGAAUUAUGGGAACAAGCAAGACAAAAUUAUUCUCUACAAAGGAUCUGGUUCAUGGAGUAAAUGGAAGAUCUAUGGUUCUACUGAGGACUUGUGUUCUAAAGCAUAUGAAGAUAUGUAUACAUUAAAUGGAAAUGCCAAUGGUCAGCCUUGUGUAUUCCCCUUUAAAUACAACAAUAAAUGGUAUGCAGACUGUACACUGGAUGGAAGAUCUGAUGGAAAGUACUGGUGUGCGACAUCUGCAGAUUAUGGCAAAGAUCAGUUAUAUGGAUUCUGCCCUUCAACAUCCACCAAAGACAACUCCUGGAUCGAGGAUCCCCUGACUGGUGUUUUUUACCAAAUAAAUGCCAACGCAGCAAUCACAUGGCAUCAAGCAUUGAAAAGCUGCAAACAGCAGGAUUCUAACUUACUGAGUAUAACAGAGGUUCAUGAGCAAACAUAUCUCACAGGAUUAACCAGUCGUAUUGGCACACCGCUUUGGAUGGGACUUAAUAGUUUAAAUUUUAAAACUGGGUGGCAGUGGAGUGGUGGCAGUCCAUUUCGAUUUCUUAACUGGGCUCCAGGAAAUCCUUCAGCAGAGCCUGGGAAAAAUUGUGUAGCAUUAAACUCUGCAAAAUUUGCCAAAUGGGACACAAGGGAAUGCGUUCAAAAACUUGGAUAUAUUUGUAAAAAAGGAAACAUCACAACCAGCUCAUUCAUAAUUCCCACUGACACGGAUACCCCAAUCACAUGCCCACCAUCGUGGCUACCAUAUGCGGGGAACUGUUACAGUUUAAAAAAAGAGACUAAAAUCUGGAAAGAUGCUUUGUCUUCAUGUAGAAAGGAAGAAGGAGAUCUUGCAAGCUUUCACAAUGUUGAAGAAUUAGGUUUUAUUAAUUCUCAGUUCGAAUUUGGUCAAACAAGCCAGGUUUGGAUUGGAUUAAAUGACCUAAAGGUUCAAAUGUACUUUGAAUGGAGUGAUGGGACACCUGUCACUUAUGCUACCUGGAUAAGUGGAGAACCGUCUCAUCGUAACAACAGACAAGAAGAUUGUGUUGCUUUUAACCCUAAGGAAGGCCACUGGUCAGAUGAGAUGUGCGAAAUUAAACUUGAAUAUCUCUGCAAGAGGAAACCAUUACCAUUAGACCCUGCACAGGCAAAUGCUUUAGAAGAGGGAUGUAAGAAGGGCUGGAAAAGACAUGGCUUAUAUUGUUAUCUUAUAAGUGCAACAUCGGUGUCCUUUUCAGAAGCUAAUGAUACCUGCAUUUCUAAUUCAGCUUAUCUUAUGACUGUUGAUGACAGGUAUGAACAAGCUUUCUUGACAAGUCUGAUUGGACUUCGACCUGAAAAACAUUUCUGGACAGGACUUUCAGAUACAGAGGAAAAAGGAACAUUCAAAUGGUCAAAUGGUGACAGAGUUUUUUUCACAAACUGGAACUCUGAGAUGCCAGGAAGAAAACAUGGUUGUGUUGUAAUGAGGACUGGAAACAAAGGUGGAUUGUGGGAUGUUAUAAACUGUGCAGAGAAUGCAAAAUUUGUGUGCAAGCAGUUGGCAAUAGGUGUCACACCACCUCCCAUUCCAACAACAACUCCUGUACCAAAAUGUCCAGACGGUUGGUCAACACAAGACAAUUCAGGUUCAUGCUACAAACAUUUUUCUAGAGGAAACGAAGAGAAAAAAUCAUGGUUUGAGGCCAAAGAUUUUUGCAAAGCAAUUGGAGGUGACUUAGCCAGCCUCAGUAACAAGGAAGAAGAAAGCAUUGUAUCAAUGAUGCUGAUGUCACAUGGGAUUUAUUAUCAUGUUUUUUGGAUAGGGUUAAUAAACCUAAACCCAGAUGAAGGAUUUACAUGGUCUGAUGGUUCACCGUUCAGCUAUGAAAACUGGGGUUAUGGUGAACCCAACAAUUACCAAGGCAUCGAACUCUGUGGAGAGACAAGUUCUGAUCAUGGUAUGACAUGGAACGACAGACAUUGUGAAAACCUAGCAGACUGGAUUUGUGAGAUUAGAAAAGGUGCUGUUUUAAAACCAGAACCAACAAAGUCUCCAAUUCCAGAGUAUGAAAUAACAAGUGAUGGAUGGAUAAGCUACAAAGACAAUCAGUAUUAUGUCAGUAAAGAAGAAGUGACAAUGGAAAAAGCAAGAGAAUUCUGUAAAAAGAAUUUUGGUGAUCUUGUUGUCAUUAACAGUGAAACUGAAAGAAAACUUCUCUGGAAAUAUGUACUGAAGACUGGGAGUCUGGAUUCCUAUUUCAUUGCUUUACGUUUAUCACUGGAUAGAGAAUUUAAGUGGAUGGAUGGUUCUCCAGUGGACUUUGAAAAGUGGGCAACCUAUGAACCAAACUUUGCUAAUAAUGAUGAGGACUGUGUUGUCAUGUAUAGGAAUGUAGGAUUAUGGAAUGAUAUUAAUUGUGGUUAUCCAAAUGGCUUUAUAUGUGAAAGAAAAAACAGCUCCAUUAAUUCAACAGCAGCACCAACGCCCCCUGCCCCUGAAGGAGGAUGCCCAUCAGAUUGGCUUACCUUCAGAAAACGUUGUUAUAAAAUGUUCGCCGGUCAAGAAGAUGAAAGGGUCUCAUGGGAGGUAGCAAGAACCCAAUGCAAGAAAUUAAGAGGAAACCUUGUGACUAUAGAAGAUACAUUAACACAAGCUUUUUUAACUACCCAUGCAAAUGAGUUAAGUGCUGAUCUCUGGAUCGGAAUGAAUGAUGUGAAUGCUGAACAUAAGUUUCUGUGGACUGAUGGAUCAGGAGUGUAUUUUACAAACUGGGCUAAAGGUCACCCAUCAGGGAGUCAUAUUUAUGCCAUGGAUGAUGAUGUAAGUGAUGACACUGAUUGUGUUUCUAUGAAACGUGGUCCUAUUAUGGAUGCUGGGUCGUGGGAAGAGUCAGAAUGUCAUCUUCAGCGAGGUUACAUAUGUCAAAAAGACAAAGACCCUGCGUUACCUGUUGUGCCAACAUCUCUCCCCUCAUCAAACUUUAUUAAAUAUGGCAAUGCAAGCUAUAAGAUUGUUAAGUCCAAAAUGAAGUGGGAUGAAGCCCGUCGACAGUGCAAAGCGGAAGAUUCUGAACUUGUCAGCAUUGUAGAUGAAUAUACUCUGUCAUUCAUAAGGCUUUCUACACAUAUGUAUAAAGAACCCUUCUGGAUAGGUCUUAACAGUAAUAUGACUGAUGGUCAAUACAAAUGGAUUGAUAACUGGAAACUUCGAUUUACUAAAUGGGAUGUAGGAGAACCAAAGAAGAAAACUGCCUGUGUUUAUUUGGAUGUGGAUGGGCAAUGGAAAACAUCCCUUUGCAAUGAAAAUCAUUUCUCGAUAUGCAAGAAAAGCGAUGUUAUAGCUCCCACUGAUCCGCCUCAAAAACCUGGAAAAUGCCCAGAAUCAGAGGAUCAAUCAUGGAUUCCUUUCCAAGGUCACUGUUAUUUAUUUUUCUCAACGUACACAAGAAACUGGGCUCAAUCAUCUUUGGAAUGUCUAAAGUUGGGUGGUUCACUAGCUUCAAUUGAAACUAGCUAUGAAUUAGACUUUAUUUGGCACCAUAUCGAACAACUGAAUGACCGAACAAACCAGUUCUGGAUAGGAAUGUACAGAAAUGUGGCAGGAAAGUGGCUUUGGUUAGACAACACUCCUGUUGACUUUGUAAACUGGAAUGAAGGUGAACCAACGGAGGAUUCGGAUUCUGAGGAAUGUGUGGAAAUGUACGCAACAAAGGGGACAUGGAAUAACCUUUAUUGCUCGUCAUACAGAGGGUAUAUAUGUAAAAUAGCAAAACUAAUUGAGCCAACUCAAAAGCCAGAAGAGCAAAAAGAUGAGAAAAUAAAAAUUCCACCAUCACAUGGCGUGGCAGGGGCCGUAGUUAUUGUAGUCAUCAUUGUGACAGGUGUUUCUAUUGCUCUUUACUAUUUGUAUAAAAGAAGACAAAUUAAACCAUUGCCUGACAAUAAUUUCGAUAACACAUUGUACUUUAAUGGUGGACAAACUCCUUCUUCAGGUGACACAAAUGUUCUUGUGGAAAAUAUUGAGCAGAAUGAACAUGCUGUAUCUUAGUGCCGAUGUAAUGUGAAAAUUAUAAUGUAAAAUAAUUGCAAGAUUAAGUCAGAUUGUAAAUCCAGGCAUUAUGCAGCAGAAAUAAGAACGUUGUCCAUAUGUACAAUUCAAAUUAUUUUUGAGAGCAAACUUAACCAUGAGCCAAGAAUAAACCAAUACAUAAUGAAUACAAUUUAGUUCUUUAUUUUUUUCAUAAACAUUUACAAUUGCAACCUCUAAAAUCUGUAGUUUUGCUAAGAUUUUAUUUUUUAAUUGACACUGAUGACAUUUGAUUAAUGUAUGUUUUGUAAGAUUUCCAACCAUAUAACCUACUACUUCAGAUCACACUUGUAUAAUUGCAAUAAAACUAUUCAUGUAAUCUCAUGGAACAUGAUAUAUUUUCUCUUUGUUGUAUACAUAACUAUCCAUUAAAACAAAUGGUAACUGCAUAUUUCAGUUUGCUCUCAAAUCAAGGCUGGAAAUAGACAUCAGAUGACGUAUUAAAUAAAAAUAUUUGUUUUC